UCUCUCUCUCUCUCUCUCUCUCUGUAGCUGACGAGAGCAAACUCCAAGUCAACCUCCACCACCAUUAGCACCGCUUGCUCCGAAUGGAAGAGGAUGAAGAAGCUUACUAUCUCAUACCAAAACCAACUGACUGGUUUACUAACAUAAUCUCCCUCCAAGCAGAUUUGAUCUACAACUGCAUGGUCUUUCUCUCCUCCCCAAUCUUCUCCUUCUUCUCCAUGGUCUCUGAAUCUUAUCGCCGUGCAGAGGAGGUCACCCAUACAGUUGAGACCACUGUCCAGAAAGUACCUUCCACCAUCACCAAUGGAAUCAUCCUCUUGCUUAGGAAACUGGGUUUUGGGUUUCUUGGUGCUGCUUAUGUCUGCAUGGUUCUGAUUGCGGUUUUUAUUAUAGCAGUUGUGGUGGGUGUUGGGUUGGUGCAGCUAUGGGUGGAAGAGCCUGUUUUUGUUAGAGAAAGGUUGUAUUUUGAUUACACUGAGGCCCAUCCAAAAGCUCUGUUUUCUUUUGGUGGUUUUGAAGGACUUCAGGGGAGCCAGAGGAAGAAGCAAAUGGGUGUUCCAGUUGGUCAAACUUUCUAUGUUUCAUUGGCCCUUUUGAUGCCUGAAUCUGGUUUCAACAGGGACAUUGGAGUUUUUCAGUUAAGUGCAGAAAUCAUAUCCACCAAUGGCGAUGUGAUAGAAAAAUCUAGUCAUCCAUGCAUGCUAAGAUUUAGAAGCCUGCCAGUUCGACUUGCAAGAACAGCUCUAUUUGGUGUCCCUCUGGUACUAGGAAUUACUGGUGAAACUCAGAGGAUCACCAUUGAAAUACUCAAGCAUAAAGAAGGUCACCCAAGAACAGGUGCUAUCAGAGUAAUUUUGAGUCCAAGAGCUGGAACUGCAUUUCUUCCCCAGCUGUAUGAAGCCGAGAUUCUCAUUAACUCCAAGCUACCAUGGAUUAAAGAGUUGAUUCACAGUUGGAAAUGGACGUUUUAUGUGUGGUCGUCUUUGAACACCUACAUCUUUUUUCUAAUGUUUCUCAUUCUGUGCUGCAAACCGCUCUUGUUCCCAUUGGUAACAGCAAGUUUGAGCGAACAAAGUGAAAGAGAAUUGGCAAUUGAAUCGCCUAAAGAGCCAGAAACUAGAGCUGAAAAUGAGGAGGAAGAAGAAGAAGAAGAAGAAGAAGAAGAAGUUGCAGAGUUUUUAAGAAGAUGGAGACAGAGCAGAAGCAAGAGAAAGGCAAUCUAUUUGCAAGAGCGAAUGCCAGAAACCGUUGGAUCAUCUGCAUCAACAAUCAGUAUAGCCAGAGAAGAGACUAGUGAUGUUGGGGACUCGGAAUCAGUGUGUUUAGGAGGUUGACUUAACUUUUGUAUUUUUCGUGGACUUUUUAUAUGUUGUAGAAUAAUCAUUGCUCUGCUUCGUUUAUUGUAUGGAAAAUCCUCGUAAGGGCAUUUUUAUAGGACAAAAGUUUUAACACCAAAUAAGAAGCUCCUUUGUUAA
This is a messenger RNA of Ziziphus jujuba (common jujube), 1475 nucleotides long. Its product is annotated as seipin-1. The record is from RefSeq and is a predicted model, not a curated record. The transcript is spliced from 2 exons. Gene Ontology annotation, biological process: lipid droplet organization; lipid storage. Gene Ontology annotation, cellular component: endoplasmic reticulum membrane. Bases 84 to 1334 code for a protein of 416 amino acids. Lineage: Eukaryota; Viridiplantae; Streptophyta; Magnoliopsida; Rosales; Rhamnaceae.